UUUAGAAAAAUCAAAAAGAAAAUUAUGGCGGGUCAAGUCAGAGGUCCAAGCUCUUCAGCUUCAAAUUCUACAACGGCCUCUGUCGGUGUUCUUAUGGUUGGGCCGAAUUUUAAGGUCGGAAAGAAAAUUGGCUGUGGAAAUUUUGGCGAACUUCGACUAGGCAAAAACCUUUACAACAAUGAACAUGUUGCUAUUAAAUUGGAACCUAUGAAGAGUAAAGCGCCUCAAUUGCAUUUGGAAUAUCGAUUUUAUAAAUUAUUAGGACUAGCAGAAGGCCUCCCUCAAGUUCACUAUUUUGGCCCAUGUGGAAAAUACAAUGCAUUAGUUAUGGAAUUAUUAAGUCAUUCUUUAGAAGACCUUUUUGAUUUGUGUGACAGAAAAUUUACUUUAAAAUGUGUUUGUAUGGUUGCGAUGCAAUUGAUAAGGCGGAUAGAAUAUGUCCAUUCCAAGCAUUUAAUUUAUCGAGACGUUAAACCAGAAAACUUUUUAAUUGGGCGAAGUUCGACUCGAAAACAACACAUUUUACAUAUUAUUGAUUUUGGCCUAGCUAAAGAAUAUAUUGACUGUGAUACUGGAAAACACAUAGCCUAUAGAGAGCACAAAUCUUUAACUGGAACAGCACGGUAUAUGUCUAUCAACACACAUUUGGGUAAAGAACAGAGUCGAAGAGAUGAUUUGGAAGCAUUGGGGCAUAUGUUUAUGUACUUUCUUCGUGGUUCACUUCCUUGGCAAGGCUUGAAAGCUGAUACAUUGAAAGAGCGAUAUCAAAAGAUUGGUGAUACAAAGAGGGCAACUCCUAUAGAAGUACUUUGUGAAGGAUUUCCAGAGGAGUUUGCUCAAUAUUUGCGUUAUUCUCGCCGUUUAGACUUUUUUGAGACUCCAGAUUAUGAAUAUUGCUAUGGAUUGUUUAAAGCAGUUUUGGAACGAAUGUGCCAUUCUUAUGAUUAUGAAUUUGAUUGGGUGCAUAAAUUGAAUCAAGCGGCCACACCAAGUGGUUCUCUUCACGCAGGAGUUAGUGGAAUGGCAGGUGGAGGUGAUGGUCAUCAUCGACUUCAUGAACAAAAAAAGCGUUCAUCUGCAAAUAAACAAUUAAUUGAAGAAGUUUUGAAGCCAAAUGCUCAAUUAGUUAGUAGUACAACAACUGGUGGGGGUAUACACCAUGGAGGUGCUGGAUUUGGAUCUACACAGGUUAUCAAUUCAAAUGCCGGCGAGAUUGAAGAGACUAUUGGUGAUGGGGCGCGACAAGCACAAAAAAUUAAUAGUGAGAGUCAUAGUGAAGUCAAGUUAGUUUCUUUUCUAAAAUUUUAA
Molecule: messenger RNA, 1308 nt
Organism: Meloidogyne enterolobii
Lineage: Eukaryota; Metazoa; Nematoda; Chromadorea; Rhabditida; Meloidogynidae
Source: the annotation of a GenBank genome assembly